Messenger RNA from Syngnathus typhle (broad-nosed pipefish), 2468 nucleotides. RefSeq names its product leucine-rich, glioma inactivated 1b (gene lgi1b). Gene Ontology annotation, molecular function: protein binding. NCBI's taxonomy places the organism in Eukaryota, Metazoa, Chordata, Actinopteri, Syngnathiformes, Syngnathidae. The record is from RefSeq and is a predicted model, not a curated record. Gene Ontology annotation, biological process: myelination. The transcript has 10 exons. Bases 1 to 1635 code for a protein of 544 amino acids.
AUGGCAUCCUCGAGCAGAAGAGUGAGAGUCUGGACGCUUGCGCUUUGGGUGCUCGCCGCGUAUUCACUUCUGGCGGCCGGACGGAGAGCCAAGCAGCCCCGAUGUCCCGCCGGAUGUACUUGCACCAAAGAUAACGCCCUGUGCGAGAACGUCCGAUCCGUGCCUCACGCCUUCCCUUCGGACGUGCUCUCCUUGUCUUUUGUCAAGUCUGGAUUCACUGAGAUCACAGCAGGAAGCUUUGUGCAUACACCUGCCCUGCAACUCCUAUUGUUUACGGCUAAUUCCUUUGAUUUCAUCGAUGACGACGCCUUCAGCGGUCUGCCACAUCUCGAAUAUCUAUUCAUUGAAAAUAACAAGAUUGCAACUAUCUCCCCCUUUGCAUUCCGGGGCCUCAAAUCAUUGAUUCAUCUGAGUCUGGCUUACAACAACCUGGAGACGCUGCCGAAGGAUGUCUUCAAGGGAAUGGAUGCUUUGACUAAAGUGGAUCUGCGAGGCAACAACCUGUCGUGCGAUUGCAAACUCAAAUGGCUGGUGGAGUGGAUGCACCACACCAACGCCACGCUGGACCAGAUCCACUGUAGCGGGCCGCCCAUCCACCAGGGCAAGAAGAUCAACGACCUGCUGCCGCAUUCCUUCGACUGCAUCACGUCCGAAUUUGCCGCCUAUCAGUCGCUGAAGUUUGAGUCCAUUUCCGUAGAGGCCUUCACCCUUGGUAAAGAUCAGUACGUUGCGUUUGCGCAACCGUUUGCCGGGACGUGCAGCUUCCUGGAAUGGGAUCACGUCGAGAUGAUCUUCAGAAGCUUUGACACCAUUGAAAGCACUUCCACUGUGGUCUGCAAGCCCUUGGCCAUCCGCAACCACCUUUUUGUCAUUGUGGCGCAGCUCUUUGGCGGCUCCCAUAUUUACAAACGGGACAUUUCCGCCAGCAAAUUCAUCAAGAUCCAGGACAUCGACAUCCUGAAAAUCCGCAAGCCUAACGACAUCGAGACCUUCGUCAUCGACGGGGAGUCGUUCUUUGUCAUUGCGGAUAGCUCCAAGGCCGGCUCCACGACGAUAUACAAAUGGAACGGCAACGGAUUCUACUCCCACCAAUCCCUCCACCCGUGGUACCGAGAUACGGACGUGGAGUACUUGGAGAUCUCCAACAAAGCCCACCUGAUCUUGUCCAGCAGCUCCCAGAGGCCGGUCAUUUAUCAGUGGAACAGGAGCCAGAAGAGGUUUGAGCGCAGGACCGACUUGCCAGACAUGGAGGACGUCCUAUCCGUCCAACACUUCCGGGUCAAAAGUGAGCUGUUCAUAUGCUUGACGAGAUUCAUCGGGGACUCCAAGGUGAUGCGUUGGGACGGCGCCAUGUUCAAGGAGGUCCAGACGUUCCCCUCCCGCGGUUCUUUGGUUUUCCAGCCCGUCUCCAUCGGCAACUGGCAGUACGCCAUCCUGGGCAGCGAUUAUUCGCUGACGCAGGUCUACCUGUGGGACGCCAAGCGAGGGCAGUUCGUCCCGUCCCAGGAGGUGAGCAUCCAGGCGCCGCGAGGCUUUUCUCUGGUAUCGGUCGACGGCCGAGACUUCCUGAUUGCGUCCAGCUUUAAGGGGAAGUCUCAGAUAUACGAGCAUCUCAUGAUCGAUCUUAGCAAUUGAAUUGGCCACGCAGUCAUUGUUUAUCUGACAUUUGGAUAGCACAAGUAUGAAGAAGAGGACGUGGCCCGACUGGGACCGGGCUUAAAUUUAGCAUGAGCAAAAAAAACGCGCUCCAUAGUGACAAUGACGUUCAUCGCUCACCACCCGCCACUUACAGAGCACGGAAAGAAGAAUCCGCUUAGCUCUUCUCUGCGGCCAUCGCUUACGCAAGACUCGAUGCGGACACUCGCAGUGUCGCUUUUCGGAUGAAUGACUCACUAGAAGCGUCCCACUGUGUCACCCACCUCUUUCCCUUUCACUGCACCCUUGCCCCUUUUUUGCCCUCAUUGACAAAAGCAUUGUUUGUAUUUGCAGUACCGGUAGCCGUGCUUUCACACAGUCCUCUCUAUUUGUGGGAAUUCGAAAAAAAAAAUACUGACAACAAUUUUGCCCUCCUUUUUUAUGAUACUGUAAAAAGUAAUUUAUACAAUACAGCUUUUGUAGGUAGAAAUGACCACAGUGUUGUUGGUUUUUAAAUAGAAUUAGUCUUAAUUUUCAUUGUGUCACGUGAUGUUAGACAGUAGAAUGUUAAAUGUCAUUCAAAUGAAAAAUCAUUAGGUCCUUUCUUUAAACCCGAUCCAACUUAUUUACAUUCAAAGAAACAAAAUACCACCAGCUCAUAUUUUAGAGACAUUUCAUGAGGCAUCUCUAAUCAAAAUUGAAUUGUAAAAUCAACAGUAGCUUUGUACAGUGUAACUUUUGUCCCCCCAUCUCUGAUUCAAGGGAUACGCGUUGUGACAAAGAAUGUGUUGAUUAUGUCGUUUAAUAGGCUUAAUAAAAGUCAUGCACGUCAA